UUUAUGUCAGUAUCACAGAGUAGGUCUAACAAUUCGGUCGACAUAUUGAGAGAAAAGUAAGAAAAAAUUCAAAUAUUCGUGAAUUUUGUCUUAAAUUCUUGUUGAAAUUAACGUUGUGGGCUCAUUUCGCUGUGCAAAAUUGGAAGUCAUUUGUGUCUAAACAAACCAUUCGGUUCUUCGAGCGUAUAACUCCUCCGUCUGAAGCAAAGUAAACGAGACUGUAAAUAUGUCGGACAAUGCGGCUGUCUCUGGCGUGUUGAACGCGGUGCUAUGCGGCGUCACUGGCUACGGUCUCUAUGCCAUGCCGCCGCAGGCUCAUCCGUUCGCGUUCUCGGCUUGCUUAAUUGGCUUCUGCCAUGGCCUGUUGGGGCUGAUCGACAUGUUCGUCGGAAGUGACGGUACAAAGACAGGCAAGGAGACGACCAAUGCCAUUAUGGAGAUAGUACCAUUGCCGUUAGUCAAUAUCGAACUGUUCUUUGGUGGCGAAAGCAAUAACAUUGCAUUGGGGCACGGCCUGUUCAUUGUGCCCAUGGCUAUAUCUGUGCUGGUUGGCCUAAUCAAGGGCGAGGGUGACGACGCGGACGAGGCGGUUGAAACAUUGAAACUAUUGACCAUCUUGGGCAACAUAACAUCUCUAUGUUAUCUAGCAAUCAACGAGGGCUCCUAUAUUAUGGGUGGCAUGGCUUUUCUCGCCUUCCUCACCAAAAUUGGUUCCGAGUUCCUGGAGUCGUACGUUGAGGGCUCAGGCUAUCCAGUCAAGUACAUCAGCUGGUCUGGAUUCUACUUUUUGGCCAGCAUGGCCGUUGGCGGCGAGAAGUAAUUCGAAGUGACUUAAAACCAGGCAUGAACUUACACCUAAAAUUUAACAAUUUGGUUAGACCCAAUCGUUGAUGAGUACAAUUUAGGAUACUUAUGGACUUGUAAAUUACCCGGAUUAACAAAAUGAAAAUAUGAUUAAU
Messenger RNA from Drosophila hydei, 959 nucleotides. RefSeq lists its product as uncharacterized. The transcript has a single exon. The record is from RefSeq and is a predicted model, not a curated record. The coding region runs from base 227 to 820 and encodes 197 amino acids. NCBI's taxonomy places the organism in Eukaryota, Metazoa, Arthropoda, Insecta, Diptera, Drosophilidae.